AUACAUCUAACAUUGUUUAUUUUGUCAAAGUCUUAAUGAAAACUCAACCUAUAAAUGUUUACUUUGAAUUUUAUACAUAAAAAUGUCUCUUAUUUUCAUAACGAAUCACGAUGAAAACAUUUAUAACAUUACGAAAAACCAAACGGACCUACAAAAAAAGUCUCCGAGAUACAAAAGUAAGUUCCAAAAAAGUAAAAUCCAAACGGUUACGACCGCUGUGUCUCCCAUUUGUGUAAAAUCUAAUGGUAAGAAACAUGCCACUAUGGGGGUACCCGAAGAGGAACCGCCGGAUCCUCAUAAUUAUUUGAAAAAACGUACGGGCAAGCCUAGUUAUACCAUGGAAAAACCGGAGCAAGUCGGGAGAUUAUGUAAGAAAACCAAUUUACCCCAUAAAGGACCGACUCCUUUGAUAAAAGACCUUAUUGAAGAGGCCAAAAAGCAUGAAAAAGAAGUGGAAUCGACCAAAAACUUUAUCAAAGGCAACGUUGAAACUGUGAAAAACAUGAAACCAAAAGAACCCGAACAUAGGGUUGUCAUAGAUAAGGCGGGCACAACAAUUUAUCCAGAACUACAAGGGCUGGAACCUGUUUAUAUUAAAAAAACAAUUUUCGGAAGAACUCCUGAAUACCUGGUGAGGUUUAACAAAAUCAAAGAGAAGGAAUAUCAGAUGAGAAAAGAUGCGUCCGGGAAACAGCAACCGAAGUGUCGAUAUAUCACUAGGGAUGAAAGGGAGCAGCUCUUAACUGGUUUAAAAAAAAAUUGGGAAGAGUUGCAGAAACAAUAUCAAGGAUUGCCAAUUUUAACUGAUACCAUUCCGAAAAAAGUAAAAAAAUCGAAAUUAGAGGCGGAUUUAAAACAACUGGAAAAAGAUAUAGUUUUAGUAGAAAGACAUCCUUAUAUUUAUGUUUAUAAUGAUACCGAACUAUCUUAAAUAAAUAACAUAACAUUUGUA
Messenger RNA from Anthonomus grandis grandis, 952 nucleotides. RefSeq names its product enkurin. Lineage: Eukaryota; Metazoa; Arthropoda; Insecta; Coleoptera; Curculionidae. The transcript has 3 exons. Gene Ontology annotation, cellular component: acrosomal vesicle. Gene Ontology annotation, molecular function: calmodulin binding. The coding region runs from base 83 to 931 and encodes 282 amino acids. The record is from RefSeq and is a predicted model, not a curated record.